Gambusia affinis (western mosquitofish) is the source of this 4169-nucleotide messenger RNA. It is a transcript of the gene slc47a1, whose product is annotated as solute carrier family 47 member 1. The record is from RefSeq and is a predicted model, not a curated record. The coding region runs from base 33 to 1994 and encodes 653 amino acids. NCBI's taxonomy places the organism in Eukaryota, Metazoa, Chordata, Actinopteri, Cyprinodontiformes, Poeciliidae. Gene Ontology annotation, biological process: xenobiotic detoxification by transmembrane export across the plasma membrane. Gene Ontology annotation, molecular function: antiporter activity; xenobiotic transmembrane transporter activity. Gene Ontology annotation, cellular component: membrane. The transcript has 17 exons.
UUUCCUGUCCUGUCUUCUCUCCCUGUGCUUGAAUGGAGAGGCCGGGUUCUCUGGAACCUGCACCCCCCUUGCAGGGUGCAGAACCCGUUGCUGGGGUUCCUGCUGCCAAGAUGGAGGCGCCUCCUGUGGAUGAGAGGGCAACAUUUGCCAGCUCCAAGCUGUUUUGGUGUGCGUGUGUGAAGCGUUGGCUACCUCUGGCCUACAGAGAGGAACUUUAUCACGUCUUACGACUCACAGGCCCCCUGCUGCUGUCCCGGAUUCUGAACUUUCUCCUGCCGUUUGUUAUCACCAUUUUUUGCGGUCACAUUGGAAAUGCAGAGUUGGCUGGAUAUGCCCUGGCCUCAGCGACGAUCAACGUGACAACAACUGCAACAGGCUACGGCCUGACGAUGGCGUGUGAUACUCUCAUUUCCCAGACAUAUGGCAGCAGGAACAUGAAACGUGUGGGAGUUAUUCUACAGAAAAGCACCCUGAUCCUGCUGAUGUUUUGUCUGCCUUGUUGGGCUCUCCUUGUCAACUCCCACAAUUUACUGCUCCUUCUUCAGCAAGAGCAUGAAGUGGCCCGAACUGCCCACCUUUAUGUGAUGGCAUUUCUUCCUGCUGUUCCAGCUAUGUUUUUGCAUCAGCUGCAGGUUUCUUAUCUACAAAACCAGGGAAUCAUUCUACCUCAGAUGUACACGGCUGCAGUAGCCAACAUUUUGAACUUGGGAAUCAAUUUUCUUCUUAUUUCUGUGCUCAAGCUGGGUGUAAUAGGAUCAGCAGCUGCCAACAGCCUCUCUCAGAUCAUCAUUUGCCUUCUGUUGUUUGGCUACAUCAGGUGGAAGAAGCUCUAUAAGCAGACAUGGGGAGGUUGGUCCACUGAAUGUCUGCAGGGCUGGGGUUCCUACAUGAAGCUGGCCGUUCCCAGCGCAUUCAUGAUCUGCUUUGAGUGGUGGGUCUGGGAGGUUGGAGGCUUUCUUGCAGGUUGGCUUGGAGAAGAUGACCUGGCUGCCCAGCAUCUGAUGGUAGAAAUAGGAGCCAUAACAUACAUGUUUCCUUUAGGUAUCCACGCUGCAGCCUGUGUGCGUGUGGGCAACGCUUUGGGAGCCGGCAACACAUCAAGAGCCAUAAUCACCUGCAAAGUUGCCUUAGUUCUUUCAGGAGUGCUGGCUCUGUUCCAGGGGUUCAUCCUUGCUGGCUGUAAGUCCGUCAUUGGCUACAUAUUUACCUCAGACGACAAAAUUGUGCAGCUCGUAUCAGACAACUUGACAGUUUACACAUUUCUUCAGUUCCUUGAUGCACUUCUGUGUGUCUGCUCAGGAAUUCUUGUUGGAUGUGGGAUGCAGAAAAUCGCAGCCCUGUCAAAUUUGAUAUUUUACUACCUCAUCGGCCUACCUGUCGGAAUAGCACUGAUGUUUUGGGCCAAGCUGCGAAUAUUAGGCUUGUGGCUCGGUCUCCUAAUUUGUGUUUUCAUCCAGACGGGUUUCUUCCUUGCUUUGAUCUUUAAAGCCGACUGGAAAAAAGUGACGCAGAAGGCUCAGAAGCGAGCUGGGAAAACGGUGGUUGUGGCCCCAGUGCGUCCUGUUAGUGCAGUUCUAAAUGAAGCGAUCUUACCGGAUGUCAUUGUCUGCCCAGAUUCGGCCCAAGAAAAGAGUGACGCAGCUCUCGGAACAGAGGGCUACAGUCGGGUUAAUACCCAAGAUCAGGAGCUGAAAGGAGGCCACGGGUCAGAGGAAAGUCACACUAAUGCUGCAGUAAAUGAGACCGACGCAGAAAAGAGCAAAGAAUCAUCUGACUCCAAAGCUGCAGAGAAGCUCUCCACCUCUCAGCUGAUCAUGCGUCGGGGACUAACUUUGCUGUUCUCAGUUCUUAUUUUGAUAACAGGAGUUGUUUUCCAAAUUGCUUUUCCUGUAGCAGCACCCAGUGCCCAGAGUGUGGCCAACGCCUCCUUAGACUGGGUUGAUUUCUCCACUCCCACACCACUGGAUGCACUGAACCUGACCACAAGCUUGUGAGCUUCUUGGAAUGGGGCCCCCUGCUGACAACAUGUGGUUACUGCACUGGUUCCAUGCGGUGGGGAGAGAAAAAAAAACAACAAAAAACGCCUUACUGGCCAACUGCUGAGUGAAUCCAGCAAGCGAUAUGAAACUCCACUGACUCUGGCAGGAAGAACAAAUGUUUUGAAGCAAAGAUCAGGUUUUAGCCCUCUCUGUCAAAAGUACAUGGCUGUACUGUGGUGAGGAACAUUGAUACCAAUCCCUCACCAGCACACUAAGUGUAAAGUGCCAAAUAUGCUGCUAUCAGUGACGUGCGGUGAGGUUCAUGACUGGUGAGGCUACACCACAGUCAGAUGUACAAAUCAAAAAUCAAAUACAGGAGCUAUAUUUUAAUUUUGACCAUGACUAAUUAAAGUUUCUAACAAUAUAACGGCAAGAAAGAUAGAAGAAUAUGUAAAGAGGUAAUUUUCUUAAAUUAUUUGGAUGUUUUCUUUGGCUGACCUCUCUUUUCUGAUUAAAAUGGAAAAUUAUGUAUAAUCCAACCUUUAUUUUAUAGAUACAUGUAUAUCUCUGUCAUUCUGUUGUAAAACGAAAAAAAAGAAAAAGUUAUUGUUUCUCCUUUACCUCUCAUUAAAGAGAAUGGCUUGAGCAGUUCUGUUUGUCUAUAUUCCCACCCCUGACUGUUUUCAGUCUUUUCAGUCUGUGUAGAAGAAGAGCACGUGUUGCUCGUUGUGUCUAUGAUGCUCAGCACUGCCCCCUAUCACUGAGGCAUGGUACUUCCUGUCUCGCGCCGAGCAUUUUCACUGAACUUUUAUGUCCGAUCAGAAAGACUAAAUAUACCACAAACGUUCAUUAAAUUUAUCAAUAAGACGGUGGAAUGUCAAUAUAUGCAGAAAAUGUGUAAUUAAACAAGUACAUUGGAAAGUGCCAUUUCAUUCGUUUGUGUGGAUACAGCGACCCCAAAGGUCACUUUUCAGUCUCCUCUGGACUACUUUUUUUUUUUUUUUUUUUUUACUAAUUGGAACAGAGCUUUUAACUUUAAAAACUUGAAAAUUCAAAUUUGCUUUAAUUUUCUCCUCCAAAUUUAUAAUUACAACAAUGGCAUUUCAAAUGGUUUUGUGGGUAAGAAGGCCUUGACUACAACAGUGCCAGCUUCUGAUUGGUUAACUUGUCCAUUACGUAGCGACAGCCCCACCCACUCACUCUGAGGGGUAAGUCUGACAGAUAAAUGCAGCUUGUGACCAUAAAGAAAUUAAAUAAAUAGUGAAAUAACUGUAGAUUUUUUAUUUAUAAAUUGACUUUUGUUUUAAUUAUUGAAACCAACAACAAUAUUAAUUUAAAGAUUUAUUUACUUUUCUGAAUUUUGGCACUUUUGGACCUGCAUGGAAAUUUGGCAUGAACAUAUUAUUGAUUUGAUUUCUGUGUGCAUUGCCCUGUAUAGUAAAACUUUAACCCUUCAGUAAUUUUAUUAUGCAUUAGAAGACUAAACAUUGAGUGUAAAUAUGUAUUUUGUACACAUGGAAAAAUUACCUGCACAGAUGUAAAUACAUAUCACUAAAUAUGUUAAAUAAUAGUUUUAUUUUUAUGUCAUUAUAAAUUUGUUCUGAGUUUUGUCUUGGCAUGAUUGACUAAUUAAAAACAUUUUAAAUGAACAAUGUGAUUGUGUGAACAUUUUAUGAACUUUACCAAUAAAAAUAAUGAAGUCAAUCAAGAGAAAUUAGAGAUGAUGAAGCAUUAAAGUCAGACAGGUAUGACACUAUAUGAUUAGUUUUAAAUAAAUGUGGCAGUUUUGGUAUUUCUAAAGGCACUGACAUCAGAAAAUACAAAAGAAUGCAUGUAUCAUUCAGAUUACCUCCAUUUUAUUGAUGAAAACUGAAUUUCAACUAUUUUUUUCCCAAUUAGGACUCAUCAUCACACAAGCACACGCUAGACGUUCCCCAACAACAUGACACAACAAAUAAGGUAGCACCAUUUCUUAAGCGACCAUGGUACACCAUGACUCUGAAACUCAAUUCAGACAGGAGAUUUUUGUCUCUUUCCGCUGGUUAAUGAUGCCACAGCAUGUUACUGAUUGCAGUCUCUGUAAGGAGCCUCUGGCAAGAUCUCCGCUGAUGAGCAAAAUGUGUCCAUGUAUGAAUCCAACCUGAUUUACAUAUUGAAUAACAAUCAAUUAUUUUGCAUUUUAAAGGACUA